Exophiala oligosperma is the source of this 2824-nucleotide messenger RNA. RefSeq lists its product as uncharacterized. Gene Ontology annotation, cellular component: nucleus. NCBI's taxonomy places the organism in Eukaryota, Fungi, Ascomycota, Eurotiomycetes, Chaetothyriales, Herpotrichiellaceae. The transcript has a single exon. Gene Ontology annotation, biological process: mitotic DNA damage checkpoint signaling; protein phosphorylation. The record is from RefSeq and is a predicted model, not a curated record. Gene Ontology annotation, molecular function: protein serine/threonine kinase activity; ATP binding. The coding region runs from base 271 to 2277 and encodes 668 amino acids.
UCCGAGGCUCAUUAUUCUCCAGGCCAGCGAUUGCUUUUCGUGCCCGCACGUGGGACUGAAAGGAUUUUGAAAUUCGCACCACCACCACCACCACCACCAGGCACUUCUUUGCUUCCAGCCUCUUCGAUCCAUGGGCUUACACCAACUCGACUACGCGAGACACAUUACAGAUGCCCUCUUGAAGCACUUCCUCAGUUUCAUUUCCUGCCACUCUCUUUCUUUAGGCAGAGCUAGAGCUACCACCUCACGCGCACGACAUCGCCUGGUCUGAUGGCACAGGCCGACGGCGAUGCCCACCACCACUACCUACGCCCAGUCUCACAUCAUGAGAAUGAUUCCGUCUUGGCAACUGAUGCCAUCUCUGAAGACAUGGACGACGCCUUAAAGAUGCCAGCUUCAGAUUCUCGGCCUCAAUUCAGAGGGUCGGCGGCGAGCCAAGAUACCAUCCGCCCAACUGCCACUCCUCCCGUCGAUAUACCCGUUGCAAACGAGCAUCCUACUUCUAGAGUCCCCUCUUCCGAUGCCUCGUCCUACAUCGAGCAAUAUAUGCGCAACCGCAACCCGUCUGUCAGCUUCAACAGUGAAAUCAAAUUGGACUCGGGACACCGUCAGAGCAUUGAAGAUCCUCUGGAGAAGCCAUGGCGCGAGCGAGGCCGGCCAGCGAUGUAUCCGGUCACGAGAGAAAGAAGAGAUUCACGGGCACACAGCGAAUCAGAAAGGUCGAACUUUGACCUCAACACUGGCCGUCGUAUUCCCAAAUUCUCCCAGAGCCCUCCAAGAGAACAUGCACGCAUAGGCGAAGCCCGAUUCCCUCUGUUACAAGCCACGGUAGAUGAAAUGGCACGAGAAUCACAGACUGACCUUCCUGAAGCCCAGUCGUUGACCUCUCAGUCCACUACAGAGUCUAAUGAGCAGGCGGUCUUCUCUCCACCUCCCGACGACCAGUAUCUUCAAUCUCCUACCACAGAGUCCCCUGUCACGCCAUUCUCCCAACAAGCCUUCUCGUACGAAGAGCCCAAGUCCUUUCGGAGGAGCGCCUCUCAACGAUGGCGAGAUGGCGAGACUAGUGCGUCCCCGCAGGACUUCUUUUCAAGAGCGGGUAGUCUGCGCAACAGGAGUAUGCGUGACAUUGCAAGUCGUGCUUCUCGGCGAGAAACCUCAGGCUCUACAAAGUCCCCCAUGUCAGCUGCAUCAUCUUACCUGCGUGGUUUCUCGAUAAGCAGUUCAACGAACAAUGGCGACGCUGAUGCUGGACCGCUUCCACCAGACGCCGAGGGACAAACUAUUGGUGAGGAUUACGUCCUGGGUAAACAGAUCGGCUAUGGCGGCUUUAGUACGAUUAGGUCGGUGACACAACUCCAGGACGGUGAGCAGCGGAAGCUGGCCGUCAAAAUUGUUCGGCGACGCAUUGCCAGCAUCUCUGAAGCCGAGAACGAACAAGCCCAAGCUGAAUUCGAACAUGAAGUCGAGCUCUGGAGGUUUCUCAACCACCGCAACAUUCUCCCUCUGGAAGCCGUAUACAAGCUCGAUGAAGCUACGUUCUGUUUCAUCCCUCUUAACAUUGGAGGAACCCUCUUCGACCUGGUCCGCUCGAAUCGCAACGGUAUCGAACCAGAUGUAGCUAGAAGCUACUCAUAUCAGCUCGCUUCGGCCCUACGAUAUCUCCACCUGGACGCACGUGUUGUGCACCGUGAUAUCAAACUUGAGAAUGUCCUCAUCGAACCUUCGCCCGAUGGUAAGCCGGGCUUACUGCGCGUUUGCGAUUUCGGCAUGGCAGAAUGGCUUUCCUCAGAUAGUCUUUCGGGCCCUCCGAGCCCAGACUUCCACGAUACCGAUCGGCCUCCACGCAAGCACAUGGGACCGGCUGAUACGUCAACAUCUGCUUUCGCAGGUGGCAGCCUGGAAUAUGCCGCACCAGAGAUCCUACGCAUUGCCGAACACCUCAAGCACAGUGGCCCUGCAGAAAGAGCUAUUGUGUCUCCUGCCGUUGACAUGUGGGCAUACGGGGUUUGUGUAUACAGCAUGGUUGUCGGGUCUCGACCUUUCCAGAAUUCUUUCCAACCGCGCGUGGUCAUGGCGAUAUUGGCCGGAGAUUGGAACCGGGAACCCCUCACAGAAAAGGGAGGACAUGACGUGGUCGAACUAGUGAGCGGAUGUCUCGAUAUGGACGAUACAUCCCGCUGGGACAUCUCUCGUGUCAUGGACUGCGCGUGGCUAGAAGAUCUUGCUUCCGAGGAGGACGACCUCGAUCAGGGCUUGCAUGGCUGGCGGUUGUAGUUCCUCCUACCAGGACUCGUCACCUGGAAUCAUCAAUCUCUUUUCUUCCUGGUCGACAUUGCCAACACUGCUUCCGGAAACGAUGACCAUACCCCAUCUAUACGACGUUACGACCUUGUACUUUUUUUUUCUUUCUCCCUGCUUCCAACCUAUCGUUCUCUUCUCGGCACGCAAGGCGCUUACUGGGACUGACUGCAUGGGAUGACGUUUGGGGGACGAGGGCGGUCAUUGAGAGAACAUGUUUUGUUUCACUUGAUUAUAGCAACGGCGCUCACUGACUGUAUGAUUAUUUUCCGGGUUCCUUUUUUUCUCUUUCCAUGAGCUGGCCCAAACGGGAGGGUGGAUGAGUUUGACCUCAUUUGGAUCCGUUACUCCGUUAAUUUUACGGUGGCUGGACGGGAGGCUAUGCUUGAAGGGGCACGCAGGCAGGACGGCAGAGGGCACGGUUGCUUUCUUUUCCUUCUCUCUACUACGACAUGUCAAUGAUAAUGAGCACGAUACGGUUAUGGCUAUAGUUGUGAUUAUGGUUACGGAUACCCAAUCAUCA